AUGGAUGGGGAAGAAGUUUGGGAUGGAGAAGAAGUUUGGAAUGGAGAAGAAUCUACUAAGUAUGGAGAAGAAAUUAAGGAAGAAAAAAAUGAAGUUAAGGAAGCAGAAGAAGUUAAGGAGGAUGGAGAAGAAGUUAAGGAAGGAGAAAAAGUUAAGAAUGAAGAACAAGAAGGAGAAGAAGUUAAGGAAGAAGAAGAAGUUUUGGAUGGAGAAGAAGUUAAGGGUAAAGAAGAAAGUAUGGAUGGGGAAGAAGUUUGGGAUGGAGAAGAAGCUAAGGAGGGAGAAAUGAUUAUGGAUGGAGAAGAAGAUAAGGAAGGAGAAGAAAUUAGCGAUGACAAAGAAAGUAAGGAUGGAGAAGAAGUUAUGGACGGAGAAGAUAUUAAGGAAGAAGGAGAAGAAAUUAAGGAAGGAGAAGAAGUUAGGGUAGGAGAAGAAGUUUGGGAUGGAGAAGAAGUUAAGAAUGGAGAAGAAGUUUGGGAUGGAGGAGAAGUUUGGAAUGGAGGAGAAGAAUCGAAGUAUGGAGAAGAAGAAGUUUAG
This is a messenger RNA of Sphenostylis stenocarpa, 537 nucleotides long. The record is from the annotation of a GenBank genome assembly. Lineage: Eukaryota; Viridiplantae; Streptophyta; Magnoliopsida; Fabales; Fabaceae.